This is a messenger RNA of Staurois parvus, 307 nucleotides long. The record is from the annotation of a GenBank genome assembly. Lineage: Eukaryota; Metazoa; Chordata; Amphibia; Anura; Ranidae.
UGAUCACAUGUAAACAGGGAAAUGCCGGUUUUCAGCAUUUCUCUCCUCACAAGCUGGCACUGAUGAUCAGUGAGCCCUGAUGAUCAGUGUAGCCCCAGCAGUGCCACCUGUCAGUGUCCAUCAAUGCAAGCUGUUAGUGCUCAUCAGUGCCACCUGCCAGUGCCACAUCAAUGCCACAUAUCAGUGCUUACCAGUGCACAUCAAUGCCGCAUAUCAGUGCUCAUCUGAGCAGCCUUUCAGUGUCGCCUAUCAGUGCCAUCUAUCAAUGCCAGUCAGUGCCAUCUAUCAGUGCUGCCCAUCAGUGCCA